Molecule: messenger RNA, 2423 nt
Organism: Sesamum indicum (sesame)
Lineage: Eukaryota; Viridiplantae; Streptophyta; Magnoliopsida; Lamiales; Pedaliaceae
Product: mitogen-activated protein kinase kinase kinase 1
Biological process (GO): MAPK cascade; protein phosphorylation
Cellular component (GO): cytoplasm
Molecular function (GO): ATP binding; MAP kinase kinase kinase activity
Source: RefSeq, a predicted model, not a curated record
UCAUUUGAGCACUGUAACUUCCGACAAAACGAGCUGUUCUUCUGAUUCAUGGAUUUUGCUUCACACUGUUACUAUGCAUCGGAUACCGAAAUUCUUUGCGCAUAGUUCCGGCCGCCGUAAGGCUGGUGCAGACUCCGGCUCCGGCGCCAGCUGCAGCUCGAGCACUGUAAGCUCCAAGCCGAAGCCGAGGCUCGACCGGAUGAACGCCAUGAAGAACAUCAACUACAAGUUUUCUCCGUUCUCUACUCCAGCUUCUUCAUCAUCGUCGUACUACUCUGAGGAGGAAUCUCAACGCACGCGCUCGCUUGAUUUGUACGGCGGCAAGACGAGCUUCCGUAUAGAUGGAAUCGAUGGCGAGAUCGAGAUGUUCUGCCAAACCCUGGGGUUUUCGGGGAUUGAUGAUUUCGCGAUACCAGCUGAGGAGUACGAGGCGAUGAAGGUGAGAUCUUCUUCUGCUCCUGUUAUGUCCAGUCAGGCAAUCCAGCCUCUAGUGGAUUGGGAAAUGGGGGUUAAUUAUGAUGAAGUUGUUGAAGUGUCUGGUGAUAGUGUUUGUGUUGAUGUUAUCAGUCAGGAAACUGAGGGAAGUAAUAUGUAUAUUGGAUUUCCCGAGAAUACUGAUGAUAUCAUUAGUAAGAAUUGUGAGGAAAGUCUUGAUUUUGGUGAUAUGGAUAUGAGUGAGGAUACUGUUUCUGGUAGAAGAUUAGGGGUUAGUGCAAGGAUAAGUGAUGUAACUUUGAGUGAUAAUGUGAGUUUGAGAUUAAAUGAAUCCCGUGGAAAUGGUAUUAAGGGUAUGCGGCCUCUGAUUCUGGCACCACCACCUUCAAUCUCGUUGCCUCUGAUUGAUAAAGAGUGCUCAACUUGGGACAUCUUGAGAUCAUUUGCCCCAGAGAGUGAUACGAGUUUUCUGAGGUUUAAGCAAGGGUGUUGCUUGGAAGAGGAUGAGGAAGGGGCUGAGGUCAGUGGUAGAGAAGGGAAUGAGGAUGAGGACCAGGGGGGGAAUACAAGCAGAAGGAUAAUGGCAAUGGGAGAGAACUGUGUGCCCUCAGGAUCGUGUUCCUUUACCACGACUUCGAAUGAUGAUGAUUCUUCAAGUACUACAACAGAGCCAAUGUCAAGUAUUUCACCUAAUGGGAGAUGUCAACGCAUUAUUUUGGAGUGGCAGAAGGGUGAGCUCUUGGGUCGUGGAUCAUUUGGAUCUGUGUAUGAAGGAAUUGCGGAUGAUGGAUUCUUUUUUGCUGUGAAGGAAGUAUCUUUGCUUGACCAAGGGGAUGAAGGGAAGCAACACAUUAUCCAACUUGAACAGGAAAUUGCUCUUCUAAGUCAGUUUGAACACGAGAACAUUGUCCAGUAUUACGGCACAAAGAAGGACCAAUCACAUCUCUAUAUUUUUCUUGAGCUUGUUAAAGGCUCGCUUUUGAGCCUUUACCAGAAAUACAACCUCCGAGAUUCACAAGUCUCUGCUUAUACAAGGCAGAUUUUACAUGGUUUGAAAUAUUUGCAUGACAGAAAUGUGUUGCACAGGGAUAUCAAAUGUGCAAAUAUUUUGGUGGACACUAAUGGUUCUGUGAAACUUGCAGAUUUUGGUUUAGCAAAGGCCACUAAUUUGAAUGAUGUGAAGUCUUGCAAGGGGACUGCAUUGUGGAUGGCUCCAGAGGUUGUUAGGAGCCUCGGGUAUGGGCUUGCAGCUGAUAUAUGGAGCCUUGGGUGCACUGUCUUGGAGAUGCUAACCAGACGUUUCCCAUACUCCAAUUUGGAAGCUGUGACAGCAUUAUUUAGGAUAGGAAGUGGCGAGAGACCACCUAUUCCUGAUUCUCUUUCCAGUGAUGCACGGGACUUCAUACUUACAUGUCUACAAGUUGAUCCAAGUCGGCGGCCAACUGCUGCGCAGCUCUUGGAUCAUCCCUUUGUGAAGCGGCCCCUUGCAUCAUCUACAUCUCUCUAGCCAAGAAGAACUAGAGAACAAUAAAGGAACCACAAUGCACUAUGGAAUUGGCAUAUCUGCAUCACAGUUCUUUCCAGGUGCAGCUCUUCCGUUUUCUAGUAUUGGGUGACAAAAUUGUCGGGGUUGCAUUUUAUUUUGUAAAUACAUGAAUUUGAAAUCUCUGGCAUAUAUUUCCCUAGGUAUCUGCAAGGCAACUCUUUCUGUGUUGUUUCUUUAUUUGCUGCUUGGGAUUUCCUUCCUUAGCAGGUUGUUGCAUCAACAUGAUGGUUUUCCUCUUUUCUUGAUAGUGUUAUUUGUGUUUUCAAAUUAUUUCAGCUGGGAUUGUACAAAUCGAACCCCAGAAGUUAACUGUACAUAUAUAUGUUCCUUCAAGCUAUUUAGUGUUAGACGAUAGUGUGAGAUACGCAUUUGUUUCUGAUGAACUUUUGUAGUUGGGUUUCUGUUUUAAUUUGUCAACGUAAAUUGUCCUUUAUUUCUUCCA